AUGGUGCUCCGGCCGGUAGGAUCGACAUCACUUGAACCUACACUGAAGCGUGAUAGGGUUGACGACCUCAUUGAUAGUCCGGACUCCGUGAGAUGUUCUAUACUGUAUCUAUAUACGGAAUUACUCCGUACGGACACUCCAUAUGGAGCAUAUGGUGACAUGGUUCAAAAUAUGAAAAUAGAACAUUCAAUAGUGUCAAGUGGCACAAAGAACCCCUUGAGUCGUGGAGAUGAAGAGAAGAACGUGCUGAAUUCAAUACUGCACGAUCACUCAGCCGUGUCCAAUCAAAGUGAGACGUCGAUCGACACAGCGUCUCGCCAGACACUCGGACCAGCGCGUGGCCCGGCAUGUGUUGCUUCAACGGGCUAA
Penicillium hordei is the source of this 369-nucleotide messenger RNA. RefSeq lists its product as uncharacterized. The coding region runs from base 1 to 369 and encodes 122 amino acids. Lineage: Eukaryota; Fungi; Ascomycota; Eurotiomycetes; Eurotiales; Aspergillaceae. The record is from RefSeq and is a predicted model, not a curated record. The transcript has 2 exons.